GCGGCCGCAUGUUGCAGUAGUGCGUGAGAGGAAGCUGCCGCUCUCGCCUCCCCCCGCGGGCGGCGAUGGCGAACUACCUCGCGCAGUUCCAGACUAUCAAGUCCUCCUGCGACCGCAUCGUCGUCGCCGUUGAAGAUGUGAGUGACCUGUGGCUCAAUGUCAAAGAAAAUUUUGAGCAACGGUUGCCAGUGAAGAAGGCCUGCCUCAAUAACAAGGCGAGGAAUCCUGUUUUUGUGGAAAAUCUACCAGCUGAGUUUAUACAGACUACUGAUUCGAGGCUGCGUAGUCGAUAUCCACAAGAUCAAUACUUGUUUUGGUUCCGGGAACCAUAUGCCACUGUUGUUCUUGUCAGUUGCGAGGAUCUUGAUGAGUUCAAGACCAUUCUUAAGCCUCGUCUCAAAUUGAUUGUGCAAAAUGAUGAGAGAGAAUGGUUCAUUGUAUUUGUGUCUAAGGCCCAUCCUAGCAAUGACCAAGCAUGCAAGAUGGCGAAGAAAGUAUAUGCCAGGCUUGAGAGUGAUUUCAACACUAAAAAAAGAGAAAGAUGCUGCAAAUUUGAUCUCCAUGGACCUGAUGCAGAAUUCUGGGAUGACUUCGACUCGAAAAUGGUGGACUGCAUUAGAAACACAUUGGAUAGGCGGGUUCAGUUUUAUGAAGAGGAAAUCCGCAGGUUAAGUGAGCAGAGAUUCACUCCGAUAUGGAACUUCUGCAACUUUUUUAUUCUUAAGGAAAGCUUAGCUUUCAUGUUUGAGAUUACUAAUCUUCAUGAAGAUUCACUCCGUGAAUACGAUGAGCUUGAACUAUGCUACUCAGAAUCAGUUAAUUCUCCCGGGAAACAUCGAGAGUUUGGAGGAUUGGAUACUGGUGAUGAUCAAGCUGCAGUGCUAAAUCCAGGAUUCAAAGCAUUGACCCAAAUUGUUCAGGAUGAUGUGUUCAGAGAAUUUGAGUUUAGACAAUACAUAUUUGCUUGCCAGGCUAAGUUAUUAUUUAAGUUGCAUCGCCCAGUUGAGGUUGCUGCAAGAGGAUAUGCUUUUGUGGUUAGCUUUUCCAAGACACUAGCCUUACAGGAAAAUGGUCUGCCAUUUUGUUUUCGCGAAGUGUGGGUGAUAACUGCAUGCUUGGGUUUAAUAAAAGCAACAACCUCACACUAUGAUGGUACAGUUGUUGCUGUUGACUCAGAGAAGGAGUUUUGUCGUAUUCAGGGUGACCUCUAUUCUCUGUGCCGUAUUAAGUUUCUGAGGCUUGCUUAUUUGAUUGGCUAUGGGGUUGAGAUAGAAAAAAGUCCAGUCAACAGUGCAUCUUUAAGCAUGCUACCAUGGCCAAAGCCAGCUACAUGGCCUUCUAUUCCACCGGAUUCAUCAGCAGAAAUAAUGGCAAAGGAGAAGAUGAUUCUUCAAGCAAAAUCAAGAGAGAAAAUCUUCAAUAUUCACAGGAAACCACUUCCACUAGAACCUUCUUUACUUCUUCGUGAGGCUAAUAGGCGCAGGGCUUUUCUUUCUGUUGGGAAUAUAUCUGAAUUAUAUGAUUCAGGUGAUGGUUCAGGUUUGGAUGCAAAUUCGAAACAUUCACCCAACAAAUCUGCUUCCAACUACAUGAGUAGAACAAUGUCAGGGCCAGUGACAUCUGAGACUUCUCUGCCAGUUGAUCGGCCCAUGAGGUUGUCCGAAAUUCAUGUUGCAGCUGAGCAUGCACUGAAGCAGACAGUAUCUGAUCCUAAUUUUAUGACACCACUUGCAUCACUAGAAGAAUUUGAGAAAAGAUAUAUGGAGCUUACUAAAGGCGCAGCUGACAAUUAUCACCGCUCGUGGUGGAAAAGACAUGGGGUUGUGCUCGAUGGAGAGAUUGCAGCUCUGUUUUUUAAGCAUGGAAAUUAUGAAAUGGCUGCAAAAUCCUAUGAAAAAGUUUGUGCUCUCUAUUCUGCAGGGGGCUGGGAAGAGCUGCUGGCAGAUGUUCUUCCUGAUCUUGCGGAAUGCCAGAAGAUUCUCAAUGAUGAACCUGGUUAUUUGACUUCUUGCGUGAAGUUACUUUCUCUGGAGAGUGGCUUAUUUACUUCUAAAGAGCGGCAAGCUUUCCAGUCAGAGGUUGUUCGGCUUGCUCACAGUGAAAUGAAGCAUCCUGUGCCCCUUGAUGUCUCAUCACUUAUUACAUUUGCUGGAAAUCCUGCUCCACCACUAGAGUUAUGUGAUGGAGAUCCUGGUACACUAUCUAUAGCUGUUUGGAGUGCCUUCCCGGAUGACAUCACACUUGAGUCUCUUAGCUUAAGAUUGUCAGCUUCCUCUAGUGCGGAUGAAGGUCUUAAGGCGAUAAAGAGUUCAGAUGCUCGAGUUCUUGUGCCAGGUAGAAAUAUUAUCACCUUCGACAUUCCUCCUCAAAAGCCUGGUUCCUAUGUGUUGGGUGCUCUGACGGGUCAGAUUGGCAAGCUAUCAUUCAGAUCACAUGGAUUUUCUCAAGAUGGUCCAGUGGACACUGAUGAAGUCAUGAGCUUUGAAAAGCCAACAAGGCCUGUUUUGAAGGUGAGAAAACCAAGGGCUUUAGUUGAUAUUACUCCUGCUGUAUCCUCUGCGUUGCUUAUGAAUGAACUUCAGUGGAUUGGUUUGAUUGUCAAGCCAAUAGACUAUUCUUUAAAAGAUGGCAUAUUGCAUAUAGAUGCGGGUGCUGGACUGAAAAUUGAGGAGUCCCAAAUGAUUGAGAUAGAAACUUACAUAGGUGAUGUUGAGCAUGUUGGUUAUACUGAUGCUUCCAAGACAUCACCCAGCUUCACUGAUACUCGUAAGGUUGAGAAGGUCCGUAUUGAAGAUGGAAAGAUAAAAAUACCAGAUUGGGCUAGUGACGUGACCACUCUUGUAUGGUUUCCUGUUCGUGCUAUUGAUGAUACUAUCGCAAGGGGUGCAUCGCCAGCAUCCCCUCAGAAACAGAGCAUAGUAGAUGGGAUGAGAAUGAUCGCUCUCAAGCUUGAAUUUGGAGUUUUCCAUAAUCAAGUAUUUGAAAGGACUAUUGCAGUACAUUUCACUAACCCAUUCCAUGUAAGCACACGUGUAGUAGACAAGUGCAAUGAUGGAACUCUACUACUGCAGGUGAUAUUGCAUUCUGAAGUAAAGGCCACUCUGCAUGUAAAGGAUGUAUGGUUGGAUCUACAAUCCGGAUUUGAACACAUAGGAAAGGGAGAUGGACGACCAACUUCAAACUUGUUCCCUCUGGUUAUUGCUCCUUCUUCGAGAGCUGGAAUCUUAUUUGUAAUGCGUUUAAGUGGCACAGGAGAUAUAGAUGAGCUAGAAAAGGCAGACAGCAUGUUGAAUAUUAAGUAUGGAAUAUCCGGUGACAGAACAACUGGAGCACACUCUCCAGUUCCUGUUACACCUGAUGAUUCUGAGGAGCUGCUUUUCAAGAUUGCGGUGAAGCUGAAACGCCCUGUCCUGGAUCCAUGUCUAGCAGUUGGGUUCCUUCCCUUCUCUACAGACAGCCUGAGGGUUGGCCAGUUGGUCAAUAUGAAAUGGAGGGUUGAAAGGCUCAAGAACCCAGAGGAUGCCUCUCUGGUUGAUGAUGAAAUACUUUAUCAAGUCGACGCCAACCCACAGAACUGGAUGGUUGCUGGGAGGAAAUCUGGUCACGUAUCAUUGUCAAACACACAAGCAGGUUCAAGGAUAGAGAUCACGGUGACAUGCGUCCCACUGGUGUCCGGCUACGUCCAUCCACCGCAGCUGGGCCUGCCGGACGUCGGCGAGGCCAACAUCAGCUGCAAUCCUGCAGGCCCUCAUCUGGUGUGCGUCCUUCCGCCGGCACUCAGCACCUCGUACUGCAUACCGGCUUGACCCAUCCAUCUGCAGGCUGCAGCAGCACACAUCACACGGGUUUAUAUAGCAUUGUAUUAGGAGAGAACUGCCAUUUGCCACAGAUAGUCUGAUUGGAUCCUGGGAUGCAUCCUGUUUUGGCCGAGACAUUCUUUUGUGCAGAUGAGUUCUUUUGCAGGAACGAGUUCAAAUUUCACUGUUUCUUGUACCAUGUAUACAGAAUUCUCAUGUAUCAUCAUUGCAGAAUUCAGGUAUAUCGAGCGAUAGACUGAAUUUCAUCCUGAUA
Oryza brachyantha (malo sina) is the source of this 4071-nucleotide messenger RNA. RefSeq names its product trafficking protein particle complex II-specific subunit 130 homolog. The record is from RefSeq and is a predicted model, not a curated record. Gene Ontology annotation, biological process: early endosome to Golgi transport; intra-Golgi vesicle-mediated transport. The transcript has 21 exons. Gene Ontology annotation, cellular component: TRAPPII protein complex. The coding region runs from base 66 to 3806 and encodes 1246 amino acids. Lineage: Eukaryota; Viridiplantae; Streptophyta; Magnoliopsida; Poales; Poaceae.